AUGGCAUUGUACACCAUCUACCAGUCCAUGCCAGAGCAAGUGAUGUGUUCCCUCACUAGGAAAGAUACGGCAAAGGCGGCGUGGGAGGUGAUCAAGACCCUCAAGAAGGAGUUCGAGGGCUUGAAGAUGGAGGAAGGGGAGACCAUGGAUGAAUUUGCCGGGCGGGUGACAUCGGUCAUCACCAGCAUCUGCAUGUUGGGCGACACCACGGGGGGAGAAAUUGAUGUUGUUCGCAGGUUUCUCCGUGUUGCCUCAGCCCGCUACAUGCAACUCAUCAUCUCCAUCGAGCAAUGCAUGGACUUGAAGAGCCUCACCAUUGACGACCUCGUCAGGCGGUACAAGGCCUACAAUGAGCGCGUCCGAAUCAGUUUUAGCGAUCCAAAGGAGAACGAACAUUUGUUGCUCACAUGCACGCAGUGGGAGACUCUCACCAAAGAGAAGAAGAGCGGAGGGUCAGGCAGCGGCGCAAAGAAGGACUGUGAUCGUGGUAGUGGCUGUGGCAAGGCUGAUGGCGGCCAUAGUGACGGCCGUGAUGAUGAUGACAACAAGACCAGCGUCUACUCCGACUUCAACGAGCACAAGUCCAAGGGAAAGAAAGGUAAAUGCUACAACUAUAGAGUUUGUGGGCAUUUUGCCAAGGAGUGCCGCAAGCCAAGGACGGAAGAAGCGCUCCUCAUGACGGCCGAUGACGAGUCGUGUCUCCAUGUGAUGAAGCAUUGA
Phragmites australis (common reed) is the source of this 720-nucleotide messenger RNA. RefSeq lists its product as uncharacterized. Bases 1 to 720 code for a protein of 239 amino acids. Lineage: Eukaryota; Viridiplantae; Streptophyta; Magnoliopsida; Poales; Poaceae. Gene Ontology annotation, molecular function: nucleic acid binding; zinc ion binding. The record is from RefSeq and is a predicted model, not a curated record. The transcript has a single exon.